This is a messenger RNA of Manis javanica (Malayan pangolin), 3357 nucleotides long. RefSeq names its product polypyrimidine tract binding protein 2 (gene PTBP2). Lineage: Eukaryota; Metazoa; Chordata; Mammalia; Pholidota; Manidae. The record is from RefSeq and is a predicted model, not a curated record. Gene Ontology annotation, molecular function: RNA binding. Gene Ontology annotation, cellular component: nucleus. Gene Ontology annotation, biological process: mRNA processing.
GCGCGCUGCCCCGUGCGCUCCGGCACCUUCGGCAAUUUCCGUCGGGCCCUGGCCGCCAUUUUCUCGCCGCUUGUGUGUCUCGCUGGCUGCGUGGCUCGGUUCUUGUGAGCGAAGCUUUUGUCCGGUUCGGCAAUGGACGGAAUUGUCACUGAAGUUGCAGUUGGCGUAAAGAGAGGAUCUGACGAAUUGCUCUCAGGCAGUGUUCUCAGUAGUCCAAACUCUAAUAUGAGCAGCAUGGUGGUUACAGCCAAUGGUAAUGAUAGUAAAAAAUUUAAAGGAGAAGAUAAAAUGGAUGGCACUCCUUCUCGUGUACUUCAUAUUCGAAAAUUACCUGGUGAAGUGACAGAAACUGAAGUUAUUGCUUUAGGUUUACCUUUUGGUAAGGUGACCAACAUCCUUAUGCUGAAAGGAAAAAAUCAGGCAUUUUUGGAGCUAGCAACAGAAGAAGCAGCUAUUACUAUGGUUAAUUAUUAUUCUGCUGUGACACCUCAUCUUCGUAACCAACCGAUUUAUAUCCAGUACUCCAAUCACAAAGAACUAAAAACAGAUAAUACAUUAAACCAACGUGCUCAAGCAGUUCUUCAGGCUGUAACAGCUGUCCAGACAGCAAAUACUCCUCUAAGUGGCACCACAGUUAGUGAGAGUGCAGUGACUCCAGCUCAGAGUCCAGUACUUAGAAUAAUUAUUGACAAUAUGUACUACCCUGUAACACUUGAUGUUCUUCACCAAAUAUUUUCUAAAUUUGGUGCUGUAUUGAAGAUAAUCACUUUUACAAAAAAUAACCAGUUUCAAGCUCUCCUCCAGUAUGGUGAUCCAGUGAAUGCUCAACAAGCUAAACUAGCCCUAGAUGGUCAGAAUAUUUAUAAUGCUUGCUGUACCCUAAGGAUUGAUUUUUCCAAACUUGUGAAUUUGAAUGUAAAAUACAACAAUGAUAAAAGUAGGGAUUAUACAAGACCUGAUCUUCCAUCUGGGGAUGGACAGCCUGCAUUGGACCCAGCUAUUGCUGCAGCAUUUGCCAAGGAGACAUCCCUCUUAGGGCUUCCUGUUGCAGCUGUUCCAGGAGCUCUGAGUCCUCUGGCUAUUCCAAAUGCUGCUGCGGCAGCUGCAGCAGCUGCUGCGGGCCGAGUGGGUAUGCCUGGAGUCUCAGCUGGUGGCAAUACAGUCCUGUUGGUUAGCAAUUUAAACGAAGAGAUGGUUACGCCCCAAAGUCUGUUUACCCUCUUCGGUGUUUAUGGAGAUGUGCAGCGUGUGAAGAUUUUGUACAAUAAGAAAGACAGUGCUCUAAUACAGAUGGCUGAUGGAAAUCAAUCACAACUUGCAAUGAACCAUCUUAAUGGACAGAAAAUGUAUGGAAAAAUUAUUCGUGUUACUCUGUCUAAACAUCAGACUGUACAGCUACCUCGAGAGGGACUUGAUGAUCAGGGGCUAACAAAAGAUUUUGGUAAUUCCCCAUUGCAUCGUUUUAAGAAACCUGGAUCCAAAAAUUUUCAGAACAUUUUUCCUCCUUCUGCAACCCUUCACUUAUCCAAUAUCCCUCCUUCCGUAGCAGAAGAGGAUCUACGAACACUGUUUGCUAACACUGGGGGCACUGUGAAAGCAUUUAAGUUUUUUCAAAGAGAUCACAAAAUGGCUCUUCUUCAGAUGGCAACAGUGGAAGAAGCUAUCCAGGCCUUGAUUGAUCUUCAUAAUUAUAACCUUGGUGAAAACCAUCAUCUGAGAGUGUCUUUCUCCAAGUCAACAAUUUAAAAAAGGGGGAGAUGAAGACUGGGGGUGAAUCACAUUGUUUGGUGUCAUCACUUAUUGACUGUUCAGAAAAGUGGGGACCAGAGUUUGAUUUUUUGGUUGUUUCCCUUUUUUUUUCCCAUGCUGUUAUCAUUCCUUGGUUUUAAACAAAUGCAUACAUAAAGGCAGAGUUACUAACUGCUAUAUUUCAUCUGUUCUGUAGGGAAGCCAUUUUUAUUGUCUGUGUAAAAUUUUAGUUUGAUUAUACUUUCCUUUUCCAACUUAGUUGACAUACGUGCCUUAAAAAGGAAAACUAGUGUUGCUAUGUGCAUUUACUAGAAAAAAAGGAAUUGGUUGUCUAGGGCACAUUGUUAUAUGGGAAUUUCAGUAUAUUUAGGCAGGGGUGUGUAAAAAGGUUAAGUUUUUGUUUCUCCUGCUUGGAACUUACUUUGAAUUAUUGGCUUGUCACAUUUCUUUCUAUUUAAUCAAAUAAGAUAUAUUAUACUGAAAGAAUAAAGCAGCAUUUUUUAGUUUUUAUUAACCUUAGGCUUUGCUUUAAAAAAAACAUUGGCCUUUUGUAGCUCACAAUUCUGGUCUAGAUUCAGUUAUGAAUGUAGGCUUUAGUUAAAAUUAACAAGAUGCAGAGUAUUAAUUUCUUAAGACAACAAAGUGAUUUCUGUAAGUUUAAGCCCUAUGUGGAAAGCAUUGUGGAAUCUUAACCUUUUUGUACACACUCUUGUGGGACGUAUCAUAUAAAUGUCAGCACUAAGUAAUGUCUUGUUUGUGGCUGAAUAUUUUUCGUAGAUGUUUUUGAAGUUGACAUGACUUACGUGCAUUUAAAUAUAUAUUGCCAUCCUUAGUUUGUAAUUAAGAUUUGGAAUAUGGUUGUGGAUUUCUGAGCAUGUGCAGACUGGUCUAGCUAGUUCAGGAACUGGUGCAUGUAUUUUUCAAAGAUAAAGAAAGUGUACUGCGAAAAUUUGCAGAAGAUUAAUUUUGUGGCAGUUUUCUAAAACUGACAACCAGGUGGGACCAAAGUUUAUGUGCCUUUAGUCUUAAUUUACCUUGCAUUGUAAUAUUCAGUUUUAAUAAAUCUUCAAAAUAUUUUGUAUUUAGGAAUAGAUCUGACUUUAAUAAAAACAUGGCUCAGAAUCUACAGGUCAAAUUAAUUUGAACAGUUCUUGUCAAUCUGAAUUGUUGAUUCUGUUUAAAUGACCAAUACUUUUUGAAAUUGAUGUACUUAGUUUCAAGAUUCAUAGAUUCUGUUAUCUAUGUAGACAGAAUGGUCAUGUAUAUUUUCUAUUAGUUGAGUUUUUACAUCUUUAGAAAUGUAAAAUUCAGUAUAGUUUGAAAGCGGCACAAUUAAAAAUUAAUUUUCUAACAAAGUUGGGAGGUUUGAUGGUUGUUUAAUUUUCUUUUGUGUGUACUCUGCUUACCUCUGUAGCAUGCUCAAUAAACACUUCUGUAGCUCUGUAUUCACCUUUUCUGUCUUUCUCUGCUGCCUUUUCUCUCUCCUCUUUGUUUUCACUCCACUGUGCUUCUGAAUUCAUGUUUAUUCUCUGCCAGGGUGGGAAAGGAGUAAUAAUAUUACAAUUCUAUGGCUUUAUACCAUAAAUAAAUCUAGACGCUGUGAAAAUA